AUGGAAACUUUUGAGGGGCUAAUUCUCGAACAGCAACAACUGGGUCAAUUAAUCCAGAAAUUGAUUUCGAAUUUCAAAGAGGAUCCAAAAGAAAGGAAAUUGAAUAAGGCUUACUUUGAAGAACGUAAAAGGCGUUUAACUAAUAUAUGGUCUGAAUUUGAAGAAAAUGACAACCGUAUCAGAGAGUUGUCAGAUGUCGAAACCACUCAUGAAUAUUUUACUAAUGAGGAUUAUUUAAAAACUAAAGACUUAGCAGAAUGUUACAUUGCUCGAUUCACUCAGCAACUACAGGAGUUCAGUGAUGAAGCAAAUCUCAGCAAGAAGUCGCAAGUAUCUAAACAAACAGAAAUUUCAUGUCUCAUUAACAAGCAAAUGGGAAUGAAAAUAUCAUUAAAACGACUAUUGGAGAAGGUCCAAGGAGAUUUGGGAUCAAACACGUUUACUGCGUUGGAAAUAUACAAAAUAAAAAUCAACAAGUUGUGGCAAGAAAUUGAGGAACUCAAUUUUAAUAUAUGGGAAAUCGCUAGUGACCCACUAUCAAUUGGUUACAAUAUAGACGAAUAUCAACAAUUAGAGGAAUUAAUACAACAAACUUUGAUUUCAAUUUCUGAGCUGAUAAUAACAAAACAACCACAUGUAGUUACAACAGAGGUAACUAACAAUCCAAUUCAAUUACCGAAGGUGUCUAUACCGAGAUUUGACGGAGAUUAUCUUAAAUGGACACAAUUUUAUGAUAUGUUCUCUCAAAUGGUAGACAACCAAUCACUACCCAAGGUACAAAAGAUGUGGUUUUUAAAAAAUAAUUUAUCAGGAGAAGCAGAGAGGCUCAUCAGACAUCUGCCAACUACCAAUGAUAGUUACGACGUAGCAUGGAAGAUACUUCAGGAGAGAUACAGGAAUAAGAGGAUAUUAACAACCAUGUUAAUACAACGGCUGCUCGGACAACCUCAAUGCUCUGGCACUGCAAUGUCUCUAAAGUCACUACAUGAUGUCAUACAUGAAUGUUUGUUGGCAUUAAAUAACUUAAAUGUUCAAACAGUUCAUUGGGAUCCACUCCUCCUUCAUUUAUUAACAAAGAAGCUGGAUGCAACUACACAUACGUUGUAUGAGCAAUCAUUGGCAAGGCCAAAGGAAUUACAAUCAAUGACAGGGUUUCUAAGUUUCAUUGAAACACGUUUUCAAACUCUGGAAGCAAUCGGCCAAAAGAGUACUACCAAUAAUAACGUAAAGGUAUGUAAUACCGCAACAAUCAACAAAUCAACCAGGCAAUCAUGCAUAUAUUGUAAGCAAGAUUUACAUCAAAUAUACCAAUGCAAAGGGUUCUUACAAGCAAAUACUUUUGAACGACUACAAUUUGUUAAAAAACAAAACUUAUGUCGUAACUGUUUGCGACCAGGUCAUAUAGCAUACAACUGUAAAUCAGGCAAUUGUAUCAAAUGUAAUCAAAAACACAACUCUUUACUACAUGUAAACUCAUGGGUUAAUGGCACUGAAAAACAAACAACAAUACCAAAGUCUAACAAUACUCAACGCAAUGUAAGCACAGGUUUAAGCGUUGAUCAUCAAGCAUCAUUAACUAUUGCAAGAAAGGACAAUAAACAGCAAUAUGUAUUCUUAGGAACAGCAACUAUAAGAUUAUUGGCACAUAACGGCCAAGAAAUUCAAUGUAGAGCAUUAUUAGACUCAGGUUCUCAAGUUAAUUUAAUGACCGAGAGGGUAGCUCAUCGACUAGGAAUAACUCCAAAAGCAACAUCAAUGCGUAUAAAUGGAGUUGGUAACACCACAAAGGGUGCUCGUCAAAGAAUCAGCACUGUCUUUAAAUCAAUGAAUAGCAAUUUCAAUACAAAUUUAGAAGCAUUUGUGUUACCACAUAUUAUUGCUCCACAACCAACACAAUGUGUCAAUAUCAGUUCAUGGAACAUUCCAAAAAAUAUUACAUUAGCUGAUCCUAACUUCAAUGAGCCACAAAAAAUAGACGUAUUAUUAGGAGCUGAAUUUUAUCCACAUCUCUUAACGUCAGGGCAAAUCCAAUUGGGAGUCAACAAACCAAUACUCCAGAAUACUACUCUUGGAUGGGUUGUAAGUGGCAAACUAUCAGAAACAGCAAAAGGUGACGCUGUCUGUUGUAUGUUUAGCGAAGAAGAAGAUUCGCUAAAUAAUCUCCUCGUCCGAUUUUGGGAUCUUGAAGAAUCAGCACAAAAUUCAAAACUACUGUCUGAUCAAGAAAAAUUAUGUGAAACUCAUUUUGUGGAAAACUUGAAACGUACUAAAGAAGGCAGAUUUAUUGUGAAAUUGCCACUUAUUGACAGUGUAUCAACAUUAGGAUCCUCUAGUGAAAUUGCACAACGCAGAUUUUUCUCUCUUGAACGACGGCUGUCAAAAAAUGAAGCAUUAAGGGCACAAUACGUGCAGUUUAUGACUGAGUAUAAAGAUCUCGGUCACAUGGAAGAAAUUCAACCUGAUGACAUCAUGGCCUCACAUUAUUUCAUUCCUCAUCAUUGCGUGAUAAAACCAGAUAGCACCACGACAAAAUUACGUGUUGUGUUUAAUGCAUCUAGUAAAACUUCAUCAGGUCGAUCAUUAAAUGACAUUAUGCAUACUGGUCCUGUGGUACAGAGCGAUCUAUUCUCAAUAUUAUUACGAUUCAGAAUUCCAAGAUACGCUUUCACAACGGACAUUGAGAAAAUGUAUAGGCAAAUACUUAUUCACCCAGAAGAUCAAAUGCUACAAUUAAUCAUUUGGAGAAAUAAUCCACAAGAGCCGCUACGAUUUUAUAAACUAAAAACUGUGACAUAUGGGACUCGAUCAGCUCCAUACUUAGCUACCAAAUGUUUACAAACUUUAGCUAGAGAAAGUUCUGGUACUUAUCCAUUUGGAGCAGAGACCCUAAGAAGAGAUUUCUAUGUCGAUGAUGGAUUAUGUGGUUCUAACAGUCUGAUAGAGGCUAAGGUGAUUCAAGAACAACUAAUUAACAUUUUGAAAUCAUAUGGUUUUAAGCCAAGAAAAUGGUGCGCUAAUCACCCACAAUUACUACAAAACAUUUCACCACAUGAUCAAGAAGUCUGUUGGGAUAUUUCUACUUGUUCGUUCAAAACAGCUAAGACUUUGGGAAUGAUUUGGACACCACAGCUUGAUAAUUUGUGCAUAACAACAAGUAUAACACCAUGUACAACUUUUACUAAGCGUUCAGUAGCUUCAGACUUAGCAAGAGUUUAUGACCCAUUGGGAUUGGUAGCACCAAUCAUAGUCACAGCAAAAAUAUUUGUUCAACGAAUUUGGGAAUUAAAGACGACCUGGGAUGAUCCGUUACCUCAUGAAUAUGAAGCCGAAUGGGUUAAGUUUCGGUCAAGACUGCAAGAAAUUAAUAAUAUGAUCAUUCCGAGACAUGUUUUAAACCACGAAAUUCCAUUAGAUAUUCAAUUACAUUGCUUUGUAGAUGCAUCUGAAAAGGCAUAUGGAGCAGCAAUCUAUGUAAGAGCGAUUCUAAAAACAGGUACAAUCACAGUACGGCUACUUUGCUCAAAAUCAAGAGUAGCGCCAUUAAGAAGGCAAACAAUUCCACGAUUAGAAUUGUGUGCAGCAUUUCUGGGAGCCCAACUGUUAGCGAAGGUUAAACAAGAUCUUGUAUACGAUAACCACAAAUCUUUUUUAUGGACAGACUCACAAGUUGUAUUAUACUGGAUCAACUCUAACUCAAAUAUUUUUCAAACAUUUGUAGCACAUAGAGUAGUACGAAUUCAUGAAAUAUCUAAUGCAAGCCAAUGGUGUCAUGUAAGGUCCAAAUUAAAUCCAGCAGAUCACCUAUCAAGGGGUUUACAACCUACGGAAUUACAUUCCAGUCACAUGUGGUUUUUUGGACCACUGCUUAUAUAUGGAAGGGAAUCAUAA
Molecule: messenger RNA, 3888 nt
Organism: Teleopsis dalmanni
Lineage: Eukaryota; Metazoa; Arthropoda; Insecta; Diptera; Diopsidae
Exons: 1
Coding region: 1-3888 (1295 amino acids)
Biological process (GO): proteolysis
Molecular function (GO): aspartic-type endopeptidase activity; nucleic acid binding; zinc ion binding
Source: RefSeq, a predicted model, not a curated record